Messenger RNA from Letharia columbiana, 702 nucleotides. RefSeq lists its product as uncharacterized. Bases 1 to 702 code for a protein of 233 amino acids. The record is from RefSeq and is a predicted model, not a curated record. The transcript is spliced from 3 exons. Lineage: Eukaryota; Fungi; Ascomycota; Lecanoromycetes; Lecanorales; Parmeliaceae.
AUGCACGAAUUUGGAGGAAAAUUGUACGCCCUUGGAAAGCUGUCAUCGAGUUCAGAAGCUCUGCAGCUGAAUCUGUUGCUACAUUAUGGUCACAGAAUGCAUCUCUCUUGGACGUUGCGGCUCUCAACCAUAUCAGCUAUCCUUGCCUCCUUAUGCAUACUCUCCAGUGCAACACCUACGUCUUUCACAAUCACCAAAGAUGGGGCCAACCAUGAAGUCAGUGCCAAAGCUGUGCCCGGCCCACUUCGCAACCUUCCAGCACUCCCCCAAACCCAGUCUAUCAGCAACCGCGGCCUCUCUUACGGCUCAUGGGGCAACGGCUGGUCCUCUCGCUCCAACACCUACUCCGCUCUCCUCCCCGUCCUCCCCGCCGCGGCCAAGCUCUCCCUCUUUUACACCAAACUCCACCUGCUCUCUUCCUCCUUCCCACCCACUCUCUCAGCCACCGCCCCAGCAAUCCUCGACGGUAUAGCGGGCCAAAUGGUGCGGUUUCAAUGCGGCGGACUCGAAUUGAGUUUCUUCAGCAGUACCCUGAUCCCCUGGAGCUUCGUGGCUACGGUGGCGGCGAGGUUGAGGCAGAGCACGGCGAACGGGUUUACAGGACUGCACGGGACGGUGUUUGAGCAUAAGGCGGCUGGGCUGGUGGUGUUUGUGACGUUGGUGGCGGCGGGUGUGCCGGUGCCGGGGCUGUUGCCACGCUAG